GGUCAGUCUUUAGAAUUCCCGCGCGUGGGUGUGUGCUGAAUGAGUGAUCUUUAGUAGCAUAGCCAGCUAAUGCGCAUUCAAAAUUGAGCAGAGUCUGCUCGUCUUUCCGUCUAUGCGUUGCAUCAGUUAGUAGUGAAAGUGCACAAGUCUCGGAUUCGUAUUCGCGUUUGAAAAAACCCCGCGAUUGACUCAAGGACGUCGAUCGAAUGGAUCUGGAUAAGCGAAUCGAAAGCGGCACUGCUGGGAGAUGGGUAGGAGUGGGUGAAGGGGAAGUGAAGGAUAGGGACGAAAACGUGGAGGUUUUACCUGUGAGAGUGUCAUCGAUCAAAACUGAGGAGGAGGAGGACAGGGAGGAUGAGGAGAACGUUGCGGUGGAUGAGGAGCAGCAGCAGCAGCAGCUGGCGAAGUCGGAACAAGCUGUUGACCAAGAGAGAGAUAUGCGACCUACAGGGGCUGUUGUUGACACAAGCGUUUUCGCCGUCCAACCGACCGUUCAGGCAUCAGAACCGACCGUUCAGCCGUCAGAUUUAACCAUUCAGCCGUCGGAGUUGACUGUUCAGGCGUCAGAAUCGACCGUCCCGCCGUCAGACUUGGCCGUUCAAGCGUCCGAAAUGACCACUCAAGCGCCACAACCCAGGAAAGCGCCACAACCCAGAAAAUCCCCUCAACCGGUUCAGGCACCGAGGGUGCGGCAGCAGCUGAGAGCAGUGGCGAGGGAAUUAAGCGCGCUGGGAGACACACUCAUGGCGCUGAAGGGCGGUCAGAGUGGAGGUGCGGAGAAGGGUAAAUGCGUGAGCGGGAGAGGGUCUGGCAGAGGGCCCGGAGGAGGUGGAGCGAAGGGAAAGAGUCUCACGCCAACUGGAUUCGGAGCUUCUGACAGCAUCGGACGGUUAGGACGGGAUGACAGCAUCGGAGGGAGGAAGGUUGAGAAGGAGGAUGAGGAGAAGGGCGUUGAUAUUGCUGCGAUUGUGGAAGGAGAGCGCGACCGCAUUGCACUUGGUGGUGGCGGGGAUGUUACUGAUGGUGAGAAACAGCCGGGUGGGACGAGCCAUGCUAGAGGUGGUGUGAGAGGCAGUCAGGCAGAUGGCACUGCUAGUAGUAGCCAAGACAGGGGUAGCAGCCAGGCAGACAGCACUGCGAGGAAUUUGCAGUUGGCUCUCACAGAGGAGCGGGAGAAGGUGGAGGCACCGAUGCUGAUGGAUGACGUGGAUGAUUUUGAUUCGGCGCUGGAUGGUGCUGGUGCUACUGGAUUCGUGGAAACGGAGCGGGAUAGGUUGAUUCGCCUGGGCCUGAUCACGCCUUUCGCUCAGCUCAAGGGCUUUGACAAGGCCGUCCAGUCUGGUGCCUCGCACAAGUCUCGGCUCCGGGAAGGAAGCAGCAGUGCCUCAGGGGUGCAGGGAGAGGGGAAGAAGGAGAGUGGGGAUGGUGAUGAUUGUGGUGAUGCUGCUGAUGAUUUGGGUGGUGGUGAUGGUGUGUUUCCGGGGAGAGGAGAGGCGGAAGGCAUAAUAGACAUAACUGGCGAUGACACUAAUGAAAGUGACAGUAUUGGAAGUGGUGAUCAUGGCGAUGUUGAUGGUGAUAUUGAUGAUGAUGAUGAUGAUAUUGAUGAUGUGAUACUAGAGGGGGGACUGCACAUACCGGGGUCGGUCUACGACAGGCUGUUUGAGUAUCAGAGGACGGGGGUCAAAUGGAUGUGGGAGCUGCACUGCCAGGAGGUAGGCGGCAUUCUAGGGGACGAAAUGGGUCUAGGUAAGACUGUGCAGGUGGCUGCGUUCCUAGCCUCGCUGCUACGCUCGGGGCUGUACCGCCCGAGCCUGCUGGUCUGCCCCGUGACGCUGCUUCGGCAGUGGCAGCGGGAGGUUCGGGUGUGGUGUCCGGGGCUUAAUCCGGGGAGUGGGGAGGAGGAGGAUGAGGAGGAGGAAGAAGAGGUGGAUGAAUUGCUUAAGAGAAUGAAGGCUGGGUCAAGAAUGAGGGCUGCGAGGGAGAGGAGGGGAGGAAGAGGAGGAAGAGGAGGAAGAGGAGGAAGAGGAGGAAGGGGAAGUGGAGGAGAAGACCUUUGGAGAGGAGUGGAGGACGAGGAGGAGGAAGGAGGCGGAAAGGGGCAGAAAAGUAGCAAGGGCAAAAGGCAGAGCAAAGGCAGUGGGAGCAAAGAGACUGGGAGCAACGGCAGUGGGAUGAAGGGCGGCGUUGGGAGCAAGAGCAUUAACACCACGCGCCAGCAUCUAGUCUUUGAGAAAUGGAGAAAGGCACUAGAAAGCGCCGUUGGAGUGAGCCUACCGAAAAAACCCUCGUUACAGUCACACCAUGACUCUCCCCUAACAUCCCUCGCUAUAGUCCCCAUUCCAGCAGCAUCCAGAUCAGCCAGUGGAAACGGGCUGGUGAUAACCACGUACGAGCAGAUCCGGAUGAGGAGAGAGCUGUUCCUGGCCGUUGAUUGGGGGUACGCGAUACUCGACGAGGGCCAUCGGAUCCGGAACCCCGAUGCUGACACCACGAUCGCAUGCAAGCAGCUGCGCACGCCGCACCGGCUGCUGCUGAGCGGAUCCCCGAUUCAGAACAGAUUGAACGAGCUUUGGUCGCUCAUGGACUUCGUUUACCCUGGCAGGCUAGGCACUCUCCCUGUGUUCUCCACAGAGUUCGCCCUCCCCAUAGCCAUUGGUGGAUACCUCAACGCCACUCCGCUGCAGGUCGCCACAGCAUACAAGUGUGCCGUAGUGCUGCGAGACGUGAUUCUACCCUACCUACUCCGAAGGAUCAAAGCUGACGUGGACAUCCAGCUGCCAGAGAAGACGGAACGCGUGCUGCUGGUGCCGCUCACUAGAUUCCAACGGACGCUGUACCGCGCGUUCCUGCAGAGCGAGGAGAUGCGGCAGAUCAUGGAGCAUUAUCGAAACAGCUUAUAUGGGAUCGAUGUGCUGAGGAAGAUUUGUAACCACCCGGAUCUGCUGGGGUUGGAUUUGGACGAAAGGGAUGGCAGGAGAGGUGGUGGCAGCACAAAGAAGGGCGACCCUGAUUUCGGGAACCCUGAAAGAAGCUCCAAGCUACAAGUGCUGGAUAAGGUCCUCCAAGUUUGGAAAGCUGAAGGUCACAGAGCCCUGGUAUUCUGCCAGACGCAGCAAAUGCUGGACAUAGUCGAAUCCCUCGUGCUCAACCGCGGCAUGCAGUAUAGACGAAUGGAUGGCAGCACGCCGCCCGGGCUGCGGGCGGCGCUGAUCGACGAGUUCAACAGUGGCGAGGGCGGCGUGUUUGUCUUCUUGCUGACCACGCGGGUUGGCGGACUGGGGACGAAUCUUACAGGAGCCAAUCGGGUCGUGAUAUUCGAUCCUGACUGGAACCCCUCAACGGACCUGCAGGCUCGGGAGAGGGCAUGGCGCAUAGGGCAGAAGAGAGAGGUGGUCAUCUACAGGCUUAUAACGAGGGGCACCAUAGAGGAGAAGGUUUUCCACCGCCAGCUGUCGAAGCAGCUGCUCUCCAACCGGGUUCUCAGAGACCCAAAGCAGCGGCGGUUGUUUAAAUCGAAAGAUUUAAGAGACUUGUUUAUGGUGGUGGGGGGUAGGGGAGGGGAGCAGGACAUAAGGAGAGGAGGAAGAGGGGGAAUGUGUGCGGAGCCAAGGAGUGUGAAAGAGGAAGAGGGGUUGGAGGAAGGAUGUGGGGCACUGGGAGCAGGCAGAGGACCAGGGGGUGGAGGCAGUAGAAGAGACCAAGGCACACAGGAGAGUAAGAACUUUAACAAUGGGGAACGGGAUGAGGCCAAGAUCCUGAGAUCUCUUUUCGAAUCCAACGGUGUGCAGGCCGCGUUAGACCAAGACACAAUCGAACGGCUGGCAUCGGUUGAUCGGAUACGGAUGGAUUCUGAAGCAGCAGCCGUGGCGGCACGGGCGGCAGCCGCCCUCCACCAAUCGCAGCGCGACCGAGCCUCCAGCGACGUUUCCGAGCCUACGUGGACUGGCAGGUCUGGCCAGGCCGGUGUGCCAGGCUUGGGAGGGCGGAGGAGGUUUGUUUCGGCGAGUGCCAAUGCUAGCAGCAGUGGGGUUGGGGGGGUAGUGAGUGCAGGAAUUACGGGCGGCGCUGCGUUGUCUUCUAGUGAGCUGGUGCUGAGGCUGCGGCAGAGGCAAGGCGUGGUUUCAUCUUUAGCAAGUGGAGGGGAGGAAGGAGGAGGAGGAAGAGGUGGAGGUGGCAGUGGUGGCGAGAAUAGUGGUGGUGGUGGCAGUAUUGGUGGUGGGAUGAUUGCAGGUGGGAGGAGUAUGGGCCUUGGUUUUGGAUCUGUAGGAUUAGGGACAGGUUUAGGUGUGGGUUCAGGCUCGGAAUCCGCUUUGGCAGCAGGAGCAGCUCAGGAUUCAGCUGCCCCGUCAAACCUGCAGCAGAAGUUGGUGCUGUUGUUCCAAGAGGCAGGUUCGGCACCAGGCCUGGCACCAGGUUCGGCAGCAUCCGGUGCUGUUCAUGGCUCGGGGGAAACGGGCUUGACAGCUUCGGAAAUCGUCCGGCAGUGUGCAGCAAGGUUCGGCGCAGGUUCGGUGUCGGACGUAGCAGCAUUGAGACGAGCUCUUGGGGCUGUAGCUGAGCUGAGGGCGGCUGGGGGGAGAGGGGAGACCCGAUGGUUCUUGAAGACAUGAUAAUGUAGUUCUGCUUUAAUGAGGGGCGGUUUAUAUUAUGAUGGGAGUUGAGCCUCGCAUGUACCGAAGUGGUGCGAAGGAGGGCGCUUGACGGUGUACCUGAGCUGAGGGCUGUGGGAGGGAGAGGGGAGACUUGAUGGUUCUGGACCGGCAGAUACUGACGGCGACAAGCAGUGUAAUGAAUUGAGAGUAGUAUAGGAUGGGAAUCUAGCCUCUGAUGUACUGUAGGUAGCAGUGUCAAGAAUGAUUGAGUUCAGAUAGAAUCGGGUGGUUGAUACUGUCGAGUGACCCGCUGGGGUUACUACCCUUGAGAAGAUCCUCGGGGAAGGGCCACAGCUGCAAAGCGUGGGGGGCUAUGGGCGCACUGACCCGCUAUUAACAAGCCCUUUUAACUCAGUGGUUAAUGGCUG
Messenger RNA from Closterium sp. NIES-67, 5023 nucleotides. Lineage: Eukaryota; Viridiplantae; Streptophyta; Zygnematophyceae; Desmidiales; Closteriaceae. The record is from the annotation of a GenBank genome assembly.